This is a messenger RNA of Aspergillus steynii IBT 23096, 1529 nucleotides long. Its product is annotated as SRR1 family protein. The transcript has 3 exons. Bases 317 to 1447 code for a protein of 376 amino acids. The record is from RefSeq and is a predicted model, not a curated record. Lineage: Eukaryota; Fungi; Ascomycota; Eurotiomycetes; Eurotiales; Aspergillaceae.
GAUGAAGAGGCCCGUGUGAUGGUUGGUUUGCUCGUGGAAAGGAGAAGGGAAAUGAACAAACAAAUUAAUUAAGCUGCUGCGGCUGGGUCCAGUUGGGCAUGGGCAGUAGGCAUGGCAGGGAUUUUGCGUUGUUACUUUCAUCGCGUCGUUUCGCAUGUUAUGCAGUGGAAAGGAUCAAUCUGAUCUGUUUUUGUUUCGUGUUGGUUAGAGACGUCAGUUGGAUCUUUCCAACAUCUAUCACAGGGCGACGUGACUAUAUAAUCCGCCACAUCGACAUCGACAUCAUUGACUCCUGCUCAUCCGACAGGAACUCACGAUGUCGGAAAAGUCUUCCCUUGUCUCCCUGCACCAGGAGGUCGACCAGGGUACCCUGUGCAGAAUCAAAGCCCGACUCGCGCAUAUCAUGCAGCUCUGGUCCGCCGGGAAGCCGUUCUUCCCUCGCGCGCUGCUCGAGGACUUGAAUCGGCAGAUCGACGCGGGUCAGGAUGAAGUGUACAUCACUGAUCUGGAUGACGUGCGGCAGAAGUACAGUCUGACUGUGCCGAAGUGGUGUGCGGAUUUCGCCAACACCUACCGCAUCAACUACUCCAGCAUCCAGCACCUGGGCCACCUCACCCCCAUCUACCCCGAACUGGCCCUGCGCAACGACCACACCCCCGUGUCGAUCGUGUACGCCCGCUCCAUGCCCUCGCCGGGCCAGUGCACGCUCGAGCAAGUACAGGCGCGAUUCACACACACCCGCACCCUGUGGCUGGGGAGCUCGACGCGCCGCGAUCUCGAGCGCAUCGUGUCCACCCUGCCGCUCAGCGCGCCGAUCACGAAGAUCGUCUGCUUCGCGCUGGGGUCACUUGCGCCGCUCGACGACUCAGACAGCGAGGGCUCGAUCUCAACCUCCCUGUCGAACUCCAUCCUCGACACGUCCUCGACAUCGACUCUAAACGCAAGCCCCGUCCGCUGCACCUUCACGCGGCACGUCACGCGCGCGCACGCCCAGCACGCCGCCGUAGAAACGAUGCUGACUGCGCUGCGGAGCCGAGGGAUGCUCGCCCCUGGGGCUCAAUGCAUCGCGCAGGACCCGGCGUACGACGCCGUGGACUGUGCGUUUCUAUCCAGCAUCGGGAUCAGGGUGGUGGAUGACCCGAAGGGGUUUUUGGAGGUGGAUGCAACCACGCUGGUGCUGUCUGUGAGUCCGAAUGUGCCGGUGAAGCAGAUCCUGGCGGACGUGCAGUGGCCGGCGGCGAUGGUGUGGAAUACCGUGGCGCUGGUGGAGAAGGAGAGCGAGGGGUGGGUGAAGAAUGUGGAGGAGAAUGGGGAGGUGCAGUGGUCGAGUCCGUUUACGACGGAUCCGGACUGUGCGAGGGUUAGGGAUAUGAUCAAGGGGUAUGCGAGGGCGACGUUGGAUGAUGGGAAUGAUUUCUUUGGGGAUAUCACUGUUUACAUGAAAUGAAGGGGUUGACUAUUGUAUCUUAGAUUUCCACUGCAGAGUUAUGAUGUGACCCAAGGAGGUCAACAUGAAUGUGACAUUUUCU